Clarias gariepinus (North African catfish) is the source of this 2380-nucleotide messenger RNA. RefSeq names its product polymerase (DNA directed), eta (gene polh). The transcript is spliced from 11 exons. Gene Ontology annotation, molecular function: DNA-directed DNA polymerase activity; damaged DNA binding. Gene Ontology annotation, cellular component: nucleus; replication fork; site of double-strand break. The coding region runs from base 70 to 2103 and encodes 677 amino acids. Gene Ontology annotation, biological process: error-prone translesion synthesis; response to radiation. NCBI's taxonomy places the organism in Eukaryota, Metazoa, Chordata, Actinopteri, Siluriformes, Clariidae. The record is from RefSeq and is a predicted model, not a curated record.
UUAUCAAUUUUGAUCGGAUUUCCGCGCAGAGUAAGCUCUGCUCGGUGCUCCAGCUGAGGCUGCAGUGUGAUGAUGGAGGUGGGGAAGGACAGAGUGGUGGCUCUGGUGGACAUGGACUGCUUUUACGUGCAGGUCGAGCAGAAGUUUAAUCCCCAGCUAAAGAACAAACCCUGCGUCGUGGCUCAGUACAAAACAUGGAAAGGAGGAGGUAUUAUAGCUGUCAGUUAUGAGGCCCGAGCCCAUGGUGUGACCAGAAACAUGUGGGCAGAUGAUGCCAAGAAACUGUGUCCAGAUCUUCAAGUGGCCAGAGUCCGAGAGUCACACGGCAAAGCUGAUCUAACCUGUUACAGAGAGGCCAGUGUGGAAGUUAUUGAGGUCAUGUCCCGAUUUGCAGUCAUUGAGAGAGCUAGCAUCGACGAAGCCUACAUGGACCUCACCAGCAGCGUCCAGAAGAGACUGAGGGAUCUAGAGCUAUCACGGAUUGACCCUAAACUUCUGAGGAACACUUAUGUCCAAGGCUUCCCCGUUCCUGGCUCAGAGGAAGAUGCGCCGGUGGAUAAAGAGGAGCGGAGGUCAAACGGUCUGCAGCAGUGGCUCGACACAUUGCCUGCCUGUUUUGAACCGGGCUGUGUGGGCUACCCCGAGGUGUGUUUGGCCGUUGGAGCGAUCAUUGUUGAGGAAAUGAGGGCCGCCGUGGAGGAGCACACUGGGUUCCGCUGCUCUGCAGGGAUUUCUCAUAACAAGGUAUUGGCCAAGCUAGCCUGCGGUCUCAACAAACCAAAUCGGCAAACUGUGCUUCCUCUCGGAUCAGUGUCUGAACUCUUCAUGACUUUGCCCAUCAGUAAAAUUCGCAAUCUAGGAGGGAAACUGGGUGUCUCAAUCACAGAGACCCUGGGGGUGGAGAAGAUGGGUGAGCUGACUCAGUUUACAAGGGCGCAGCUGGAGGAACACUAUGGAGAAAAGACUGGGCAGUGGCUGUAUGACUUGUGCAGAGGCAUCGAGUUCGAGCCAGUGAAACCCAGGCAGCUUCCCAAAUCCAUCGGCUGUAGCAAAAACUUUCAAGGAAAGUCGGCUCUGGCUACAAAAACACAGGUUCAGCACUGGCUGCACCAGCUGGCCCUUGAGCUGGAGGAGAGACUUAAUAAGGACAAAGAAAUGAAUGGCCGAGUCGCUAAGCAGCUGACUGUGGCCGUUCGCCAGGCCGGAGAUAAAAAGCCCAACAGUUUUUCUCGCUGCUUUGCUCUCGCACGCUAUGAAGCCUCAAAGAUUUCCUCUGACAGCUUUGCCAUCAUUAAGAGCCUCAACGCUGCUGGCAGCCACCAGGAAGCCUGGUCUCCUCCCCUCACCUGUCUCCAUUUAUCCGCCAGUAAGUUCAGUGAGAAUUCAUCAGGAGAAAUCACUAGUUUCCUCAGCAGUGGCAUAGCAUCAACCCAGUCACAUCUAAAACCAAAAGAAGCUGCUUCGAAAACAGAAACAAGCCCCAAGAAACCGGGCGGUAUUCAAGCCCUCUUCCAAAAAGCUGCUGAAAAGAAAAAGAGAGAAGCAGACGAAAGCGCCGUAGAAAAGGAUGUCUUCGCCUUGUCUUCCUGUGGGAACAUUCCACAUGGUACACCUCAGAAAGCACCAGCACUUUCAAAUGCGUCACUUUCCUCUUUUUUCCAAAAAAAGACAUUGGAUAAAACCUUUCAUAGCGAGAACCUUGUGAAUGAAAGUACAGAGGACAAAUCUCAGACCAAACACACUCUACAGGGUUCUCCGUGCACUUUAUCUGGUGUCGAGGAGCAGACGUGCGCAGACAUCCUCACGCAGAAUGUCGACUUUACCGACAGCAAAGAGGACUUUCACACCUGCGAACGCUGCGGACAGGAAGUGUUGAUGUGGGAAGUACCAGAACACGCUGACUACCACUAUGCUCUUGACCUGCAGAAGUCCCUAUCAUCAUCAUCACCACCACCACCACUUUCUGCCCCAGUCAUGGCUGAAACAAUGUCCUCAUCAUCACGUGGAAAGAGCAGAGCCAAAUCCCAGGCAGGACCUCAGGCAAAGAGAGCACGACCCAUAGACAACACCACCACUCUGCAUUCUUUCUUCAAGAAAGCUUAAUAUUUUUUUAAAAUAACAUAUUGUUUCACCAUGUUACAUUAUUGUUUAAUGAUCUUGGUAUUUCCUUUCAUAAGGUCAUUAUGUCAAAAAAAAAAAAAAAACAUGCAUAAAAAAUCUACACAUACCAAAUCAUGUUUUUGUCCAGCUUGCAAAUAUAAGUAUUAUACUGUAUAAAAAUAGUACAAAAAUAUGUAGAAAACUUAAUAAUUUGAAUAAGUCUGCUUUCAGAUUUAUUCGUUGUUACUUUAAUUUGUAAUAAAUAUUGUUUUAUCAUGUU